AUGGACAUGGUCAUCUUCAGCGGCUUGCUACCUUUGAUUGGUGUUUGCGGCUUACUGACCAACAUCUUAAACAUCCUGGUAUUGUCCAAGUACGGCCUGCACGAGACGACCUCACUUAUGUUGUUCUCUUUGUCUGUGAGCAACCUGUUUUAUUCCUUAGCUCAGCUCUUUCAAAGACUGCACAGUUUCGUGGCUCUGUUUGACCCGAUACUGGCAAUGAGCGUCAAGACCAUCUCAAUAGUUUACAUUGUUUCUAUUCCAGGCUACUUUAGCGCCAUUAGCAAUCUCCAUACGACCAUCAUAGCAGUGGAGAGACUUGUUGCCGUAUGUUUCCCGUUAAAGAUGUCCUGGGUUUUUACACCUUAUCGUGUGAAGUUGUUGCUGGUUUUUAUUUAUUUCUAUGUUGUUGUACUAUUGAUGCCGACGUGUUUUUUAUAUGAACCAUCUUGGAUCUUUGACGCCAGCACAAACAAGACCAUCGUAGCUAUGAAGUCAACUACGUUUUUUAAAAAGAAUUUUGAUAGCAUUACUCAAUACUUGUAUUUGGGACUGCCGAUCCUGCUAAGCACAUUACCUUUUGUAAAUACCGUCGUCUGCUCCAUCGUUAUUGGCUACAAGAUGACCGUGAGGCGCAAAACCAGUUUGAUCAAGAUGUCCAGCUUGUCAAAGGAUGUGAAGGAAAAGAAAGUUAUCAAGAUGAUGCUGACAGUGUGUGUGGUCAAUUCUUGCUUGUCUUUACCUGUAAUGGCCAUCAACAUUAUUCUUGUCUAUAACAACACGCUUAUUCAAUCUUUAAGUAAAAUGUAUUAUCUACUACGUACUUUCAAUACAGUUUUCUCUCAAGUUAACGCUACCAUUAAUUUUAUCAUCUACAUUUCCAUGAGUUCUAAAUUUGCAUCAACUCUUUACGAAAUUUACCAUUGUGGAGUUAAGAAAAUUAAAAAGUAG
Biomphalaria glabrata is the source of this 948-nucleotide messenger RNA. Its product is annotated as G-protein coupled receptor daf-37-like. The record is from RefSeq and is a predicted model, not a curated record. Gene Ontology annotation, molecular function: G protein-coupled receptor activity. The coding region runs from base 1 to 948 and encodes 315 amino acids. Lineage: Eukaryota; Metazoa; Mollusca; Gastropoda; Planorbidae. The transcript has a single exon. Gene Ontology annotation, biological process: G protein-coupled receptor signaling pathway. Gene Ontology annotation, cellular component: plasma membrane.